CUUUGAUUCCUCAAGUUGUUUGGAGAAACAUUGAAACUUUGGGAAUGUCAAAUAUGGAAGGUAAGCCUGGAGAUCUUGAGAAAAAAGCUUGCCAAGUUUUGUGUAAACUGAAAUAUGAAGGGGAUGAGGCUAAAGAGAACCUGAAAGAAGUUCUCUCAUCAAGUUCUUCAGAGCAACCAAAUCCAGAUUUUGCAAAUACUCGUGAAUCGGUUCUUCAGGUCCUUGCCAAUUUAACAUCUGUUCAGUCAUACUUUGAUUUAUUUUCGAAGAAAAUUGACCAAAAGGUUAUGGAGCUAGAGGAGGCUGAAAUGGAAUUAGACCUUCUUCAGAAAGAGCAGGCGGUUCAGGAAUCAUCUAAUGAUCGCAAAGAAUGGUGUCAGCUUCCCUUUCUAGACACUUAUGCGAAGGAUGAUGACCGCCUUCAGCAAAUCAAGGAUAGCAUUCAACAACUAGAGAAGUCCAAGAUCAGAGAAGAGAUAAUAGGUCGCAGGCAAAAGAAGCUACUUGUACGACGUGCCCGUCAAAAAUAUUUGGAAGAAGCAGCUUUGCGAGAAGCAGAACUUCUUCAAGCACUUGAUAGAGAGAGGACGACUGAAGUAGAAAGGGAGAUUGAGAGACAGCGGUCACUGGAACUUGAGCGUGCAAAAACGAGAGAGCUGCGUCACCAUCUUGAUAUGGAGAAAGAGAAGCAAUCACAGAGAGAACUCCAACGUGAAUUAGAGCAAGUGGAAUCUGGAGUCCGACCUUCGCGACGAGAGUUUUCUACCUCCACUCAUAAUAGUCGUCCUCGGGAAAGAUAUCGUGAAAGAGAAAAUGUACGAUCAGGUAAUGAAGGCAGCUUAAGAGGAAUUAGUGGCAACUUGCAGACGGAGACUGGAAUCAGCAAUUCAUCAGUGACAACCAUGCCGUCAGUGGUUCUCUCUGGAUCUCGCUCAUUUUCAGGCCAAGUUCCGACCAUUCUACAAUCACGUGACCGUCUAGAUGAAUGUGGCAGUAGUUAUGAAGAAAAUUUUGAUGGAAGCAAGGACUCAGGCGACACGGGUAGCGUUGGUGAUCCAGACCUAGUCUCAGCAUUUGAUGGACAAUUUCCUGCAAUCGGGUCUGAUCGAAGACACGGGUCUAGAGGGAGCAGCAAGUCUAGACAGGUGAUGGAGCGGAGAGAACGGGAUGGUAGACGGGAAGGAAAAUGGGAGAGAAAACAUUAAUGAGUUGUAAGAUGGAAAUUUAUUCGCAAGAUUAGGAGAUUUAGCUCAAGUACAUAGUGCAUGAAAGUUGUGUAAUGUAAGUUGUGUAAUGUCACUAAGUAUUGAUCUGCUUGGGAAAUAGAAAAAUAUUUAGGAAUUUCAAGUUGUGUUUUAGUCAAAGCACAAUGUAAUUGUAUAAUGCAUUAAAAAAAAUAUCAUUGUUAUAUGUUUAAUGUUAGAAUAUUUUCAUGUUAAAUGAGUAUUGUUUGUUUUACUA
Molecule: messenger RNA, 1461 nt
Organism: Camellia sinensis
Lineage: Eukaryota; Viridiplantae; Streptophyta; Magnoliopsida; Ericales; Theaceae
Source: RefSeq, a predicted model, not a curated record